AUUUGAGUGCAUUUGUUGUAAUAAAUCAAACACAAAAACAAAAACCUCAACACAUGUAUAGCCAGAGAGAAGUACGAUGCCGUUGCGGUAGAUGGAUGUGGGCUCAACCGGGCGUUGGUGCUAUCCAAUGCUCAACUUGUCAUACCGUGACGCAGCUCCACUCUCUCGUUGAUGCACUCCGUGGUGCGCAGCGCAUCAUUUAUGGGAUUCAACAGCUCCGUAGACAACAACAACAACAGCCGCCACAAGUGAUGAUGGCUCAACGAUCACCACCACAGAUGAUGAUGGCUCAGGCUCAGCGGUCACCACCACAGAUGCUGAUGGCUCAACUGCCACCACCACCACCGCCUAGGUUGCUCGAGGCUCUUCCCUCGCCGUUUGGGAAUAAGAGAGCUGUUUUAUGCGGCGUGAACUAUAGAGGGAAAAGCUAUAGUUUGAAAGGUUGCAUUAGUGAUGCAAAGUCCAUGAGAUGUUUCUUGGUUCAACAAAUGGGUUUCCCUAUUGAAUCUAUUCUCAUGCUCACAGAAGAUGAAUCCUGUCCGCAGAAAAUACCAACGAAGAAAAACAUGAGAAAAGCAAUGAGAUGGUUAGUUGAAGGAAACAGAGCAAGAGACUCACUUUUCUUCCACUACUCUGGUCAUGGAGCUCAGCAGAAGGACUACGAUGGAGAUGAGAUCGACGGUCAAGAUGAAGCCUUGUGCCCUUUAGACCAUGAGACAGAAGGAAAAAUCAUCGACGACGAGAUUAACAAGAUACUCGUGAGGCCAUUAGUCCAUGGAGCUAAGCUUCACGCUGUGAUCGACGCAUGUAACAGUGGGACUGUCUUUGACUUACCCUUCCUUUGCAGGAUGGAGAGGAAUGGUUCUUAUGAUUGGGAGCAUCAAGGAUUAGGGAGAAUUUACAAAGGAACAAAUGGUGGAGAAGCUUUCUGUUUCAGUGCUUGUGAUGAUGAUGAAGCCAGUGGUUACACUCCUAUGUUCACGGGAAAGAACGCAGGAGCCAUGACUUAUAGCUUCAUAAACGCGGUAAAGACAGCAGGAUCAGCACCCACGUAUGGUCAGCUUCUUAACGCUAUGUGCUCUUCGAUACGCGAUGCUCAGUCUCGCCUCACUAACACAGACUCUGAUGAGUCCUCGGAGCCACUGUUAACAUCAUCAGAGAAAUUCAACAUAUAUGCGACAAAGUUUGUGCUCUGAAGACUGUUUAAAAAUACAAAAAUUUCAUAUUCUGCAAAUAACUCGGAAAUGUUGUCCACAUAGACCCCUACUUUUCUAUGUAUCAUGUAGUGGGAUGCCUGCAGCAAACUUGUGAAAGCUGCAACAAGUCUCUUCUUUGUAUUAAUAAACCUAUGAUUAGUAAUAUUAAUGGAAUAACUGAUUUACUUAUAGUAAUUGAAUAGGAAAUGAAGAUGUACCAACAUCUCUUUUUUUUACACAUAUA
Eruca vesicaria subsp. sativa (arugula) is the source of this 1440-nucleotide messenger RNA. The record is from the annotation of a GenBank genome assembly. Lineage: Eukaryota; Viridiplantae; Streptophyta; Magnoliopsida; Brassicales; Brassicaceae.